AUGUCGCAACCACCAGAUGUAGGCGCAUUGCGCUUGAACGACGACGUAGAGGACGAAUACGACAACAUCCCAUACGAAGACGAAGACAUUGACUACGACAUGGACAUCGAUCUUGGUCCUACCCCUUCCAAGCCCAGCGCUCCUCGCCCAGAAACAUCAGAGUCGCGAGAGGCUGCUUUGCGCAAAGAGCUGGACAGUGUGCGACAGAUCAACAAGGUCAUAGAAGAUGUUGUGCAGAGUCUAGAGAAAGCAAAGGGCAAUAUGGAUAACGUCAAUCGCACAGUGCACUCGGCCUCGACUCUUCUUGACACAUGGACGCGCAUUCUCUCACAGACCGAACACAAUCAACGCCUACUUCUCAACCCGAACUGGCAAGGAGCCACACAAGAUAUCCAAGACAUGGAAAACGAAUCUUUCGUACGACAACAACAAGCCGAAAGACGCGCCGCCGAAGACCAGGCCAGAAGAGAAGCCACACAAAGACGCGCUGAGGAAGAGGAACGGAAAAAGGCUGCUCCACCACCGGCGACUCGUGGCUCGAGACUCAGGGGCAGAGUCGGAACAGCAUCGAGUCGCUUGACUGCGCAACCAUCGUCCGCUUCUUCGACAUCUUCGGGCUAUGUCGGCGUUGGAGGUCAGGGUGGUCGAGGAAGAGGUGUUCCAAGAGCUGGCAGUAGUAUUGGCAGUGGCAUAGGCAGGGGCUCCGUACGAGGAUCAACAAGAGGUCGCGCCCUGAAAUGA
Aureobasidium pullulans EXF-150 is the source of this 741-nucleotide messenger RNA. RefSeq lists its product as uncharacterized. Gene Ontology annotation, biological process: mitotic cell cycle. The transcript is spliced from 2 exons. Gene Ontology annotation, cellular component: DASH complex; mitotic spindle. Lineage: Eukaryota; Fungi; Ascomycota; Dothideomycetes; Dothideales; Saccotheciaceae. The record is from RefSeq and is a predicted model, not a curated record. Bases 1 to 741 code for a protein of 246 amino acids.